Molecule: messenger RNA, 3250 nt
Organism: Punctularia strigosozonata HHB-11173 SS5
Lineage: Eukaryota; Fungi; Basidiomycota; Agaricomycetes; Corticiales; Punctulariaceae
Product: AAA-domain-containing protein
Exons: 21
Coding region: 119-3250 (1043 amino acids)
Biological process (GO): protein import into peroxisome matrix
Cellular component (GO): cytosol; peroxisome; peroxisomal membrane
Molecular function (GO): ATP binding; ATP hydrolysis activity
Source: RefSeq, a predicted model, not a curated record
ACCACCAUACCGGCCAAGAAGAAAAUUCCACGGUGCUACGUUGACUACUUGACCCAUAGGACACUCAGUCAUCGUACAGCUUGCUGUAAUUGGGACCCGGGGCUCACCACUGUGCACUAUGCCCCGCACCGCUCGAAUACACUUCGUAUCGUUGAAAUCUUCGCUUGUGAACCUGCCCAUAGCUGUCUAUGGUCCGCUAGUUGAAAGAGGCGUGCGUCCGCAGUCUUUGGUCGUCCAUCUCUCUUCCGUCUCGCCGAGAAGUAAUGGGACCUUCGACAAGAACGCUAAACCAGUCGAAGCGUAUGUCGGGUGGACAGGAUUGGCAUCUUCCUCCUCACUCUCGCGCUUCGCCGAGGGCUCUGCUUCUACCUCACGAGAGGCGGUGCAAGAGACGGUUGAGAUUGAUCCUCAGUUUGCACAAGGAUUGGGACUUACUGCUGGCAAAAUCGUGAACCUCUCUCUGUUAUACGACCUGGGCACAGCACAGAGCGUUGGAACAGAACCUGUUAGUGCCGAUGACUGGGAGAUCAUCGAACUGCAUGGAUCUCACAUCGAAUCAACACUACUUCAACAAGCUCGGGUAGCGGCCGUUGGGCAAGAGCUAGACGUAUGGGUGCUGGGACGCACUCGAGUUCGGCUCCGAGUUGUCUCUCUUGCGCCGGAACCAAAGACGCACAAGGCACUCCUGUUGACGGCGGAUACAGAGGUAUCCGUUGCGCCCAAGAUACGAUCAAAGCCGCAAGCUGGUCAGGCCAGAACUAGGCCAUCUCGAGAGAUAUCGCAGGCGAACGGGUCCACCUCAAGUGCACCCACUGAGAAGGAGGAACGACGUACGAUCAGUGGCAUCCAGCGGGUUCUUCCUCCCCGACUUGCGAGGGGCAAAUCAAUUUCGAUACCCGAGGGCUAUGAAGGCCGCGGUUUUCUAUACGUGUCCGCCCGGACAUACGAGGUGCUCACUGGCUGUAGUCCUCUCUCUGCACGUUCGAAGGAUGGAGGGAGGGCUUUGCGCGUGUUUUAUUCUGCCAAAGUCACUAUUCUCAGUUCGCCGUCAGAACCGAUGACAUCGGCGUCAGCCCCCUCCGCCACACCCCCGGCAACCAAAGUGCUGAAUCCCGUAGGCUCGAAGGGAAAGGCAGAUGGCUCUUCUUCUGAUCACGAGACAAAUGGCCCUCAAGACUUGCUGUUGGGAUGGGCCGAAGGCGUGCCCGAGAAACAUGUCCUGCUUGAAGACACCACACUAGAUGUGCAAGAAUGGGACCUCGUUCGGGUUACUGUAGAUCGUGCAAAAUUAACGGUCAUACCGAUCUUUACGGCUAACGAAGAUGAUUCAAAUGCUGACAAACGCGAAGCAGACGCUUCACCUGUGACUCUCGCAGGAGUCAAGGACAUACUUAUAAAAGGUGCUGAUUUCUGUCGCACGAAGUUUGCGGUGCAUGGAAUGGACAGUGUAGUUUUUGGCGUUCCUGGUUUAUUGAUCACCGGAAAAUCGGGUUCCGGAAAGACAUCAAUUGCACAAGCUAUUGCCCGGUCGUUGCAAGAUCAAUACGCAUAUCAUCAUUAUGUCGAUGCAUCGCGCCACGCAGAAAAACCUGUAGGCGCGCUGCAGAAGCUAUUCAAGUAUUGGCAUGACAAGGCUCUAUGGCAUCGACCUUCGGUCCUUGUCCUCGAUAACAUCGACAAACUUUUGAGUGCAGAGCUCGAGCAUACGGACUCGUUCAGGGACCGUCAUGUUGCAGAGUUGUUCUUGUCCGAAUUCGGUUCCGCUGCACGCCCACAUUCGAUCAACAACCGAGGCAUCGUUCUAAUCGCCACCGCCGAGUCAUCCGUUGCUCUUCAUCCAGUUUUGGGCACCGCGCACCUUUUUGGCGAGACCAUCAAUCUCAAACCACCGAACAAGGAAGCAAGGAGAGAUAUACUCGCCAAUGUCGUGCAACGCCGAAUGUCUUCGGCGCACAACCUUUCCGAAGAACCCUCCACCCCGUUGAAUUACACUGCCCUUGCGACGCAGACCGAAGGUUACUCCGCCAUUGAUCUGCACGAUCUCGUGGCCAGGGCCGUGCACCAAGCCACUAUCAGGUCUCAGGGCGACGAGGACUCAGAUGGCGCGCUCAUUUGUUUGGGAAUGGACGAUUUCGCAUCGGCUCAGGUUGAUUUUGUCCCCUUGUCUCUGCGAGACGUUAAGCUGCAGAAGUCGGAGGUAGCGUGGUCUGACAUCGGAGGUCUCCACGCGCCGAAGCGUAUUUUACGGGAAACACUUGAAUGGCCAACUCGAUACGGACCGAUAUUCGCGCAGUCGCCACUUCGAUUACGCUCGGGUAUACUGCUCUACGGCUUUCCGGGAUGCGGCAAGACUCUACUGGCAUCCGCUGUAGCAAGAGAGUGUGGUCUUAACUUCAUCAGUGUGAAAGGUCCCGAGAUUCUGAACAAGUACAUUGGCGCGAGCGAGCAAUCUGUGCGCGAUUUGUUCGAACGCGCGAGUGCAGCAAAACCAUGCGUUCUGUUCUUCGACGAGUUUGAGUCGAUCGCACCAAAACGAGGUCACGACAGCACCGGUGUUACCGACAGAGUGGUGAACCAAAUGCUUACGCAGAUGGAUGGAGCCGAAGGUCUAGACGGAGUUUACGUUUUAGCGGCUACUAGCCGUCCAGAUCUGAUCGAUUCCGCCCUCCUUCGUCCAGGUCGCCUGGACAAAUCAGUGCUAUGUGACAUGCCCAAUCUUGACGAACGGAGAGAGAUAUUAGAAUCCAUCUCCAAGAAGAUGCAUAUGUCAUCAGACGUUGACCUUGACGAGUGGGCGCGCCUCACGGAUGGGUAUUCGGGCGCUGAUCUUCAGGCGUUGAUAUACAAUGCCCAUCUGGACGUCAUCCACUCCUCGAUCCCAGUCUCAAAUGGCGCAGCAUUGAAUACCCCUGACGACGCGUCGUACUUGAAGUUCGUCAAACUCGGACGACAAGGGGGGAAAAGUGUGCUGUCUCGCGCACAGGAAACGGCGAUGCAAAGACGUCUCGCUCAGAUGCUGUCGUCGUCUUCCAGGACUGCGCGGUUUUCAGCCCCUCGCGAGACGACGCCCAAGCAGGAGAUUACGGAUACUCACUUACGGCGAGUGCUACAGACCACCCGGCCAUCUGUCGCCCCUGAAGAGCGCCAACGUUUGCAGUUCAUUUAUCACGAUUUCGUCGACGACCGCAGUGGGGAUCUACCACGUCCGCCGGAACCUCUUGGGAUCGGUAUCCGAGCGACGUUAGCCUGA